Molecule: messenger RNA, 10262 nt
Organism: Bactrocera oleae (olive fruit fly)
Lineage: Eukaryota; Metazoa; Arthropoda; Insecta; Diptera; Tephritidae
Product: UPAR/Ly6 domain-containing protein crok
Biological process (GO): positive regulation of voltage-gated potassium channel activity; regulation of synaptic transmission, cholinergic; sleep
Source: RefSeq, a predicted model, not a curated record
CUUGGCCUAACGGCCUGCAGUUUGCUGGCUUGUACGCUUUCUGUAUGCCCGCCAGUGUUUUCGUAUCCAAUCACGUAACGUCCUUGCUGGAUGAUUUAGCCGUGCUAUUGUCAUAUCGAAUAAACGUUUUCACAUCGUUGUCCGGGUGCGAGCUAAAUAGGAGAUUGUCUCUUACGUAAAUAUCUAUAUAAAAUUAUUGAAAAAGAAAAAUAAUAAAAAAUAUUUAGAAAAACAAAAAAAAAACUGUGUGUGUGUGCUAGGCAAAUAGCAGUAAACGUUGUAAAGGUUGCACAGCACUGAAAAGUACUGGUUAAAAGUUGAAAAACUUGCAACGCAGCAAAGAAAAUCGAUUACAAAAUUUUGCACAAUUUUCAGAGUUUUACGGCAAAUGAAGAAUGGCAGGCAGAUGAUGGCGGUGGUGCGGCAAGCAAUUACGGUUUUCAAAUGCAUAUACAUAUGUAUAUAGCGAUGUUGCAGGCUGUCAUAAUUACAACGAGGGCAUGGAAAAAUUGUGCAAUCUGUGCGAAGAAAAAAUGUAUUUGAAAUUGCGAAGAUAUUUAUAUGAAAAUAUACAUACAUAUAUGCAUGUAUAGAUAUAUAGAUAUGUAUAUAAAUGUAUGACAGCAGCGCAUACGUAAUUCGAAAAUAGAACCGAAGCAUAACGGAAAAAACUUUAUAAAUGGCAAAGAAAAAAAUUAGCAAAUAGUGUUCAAAAGUGCAAUGUUUCGCACGGUUUGCAGCGUUUCUGUCGUUUCUAUAAUUUUGCAGCAAUUUUUGGCAAAAUUUAAGAAAAACUUGCGCAAAUUUGGCUUUUCUGUUUGACAUUUUCGUUGUCAUAAGCCAGCGAUUCAAUCGAUAUCUCUAUGGUUGGCGGGCCCCCAUACCAACCCACAUAUACGCACACACAUACGCACACCUGCUUCGCAGUGCAUAAACACACAUACGCACAGCCGCUAAGCACCAUGCCACACUAAUUGGACGCAGUUACAUAAGAUUCGUGCUGUGUAUUUGCAAGCGCAGCUGCAGCAAGUAACGGGAUUAGCGUUACACUUGAAAACAAAAGUUGGAAAAAAAUUUCAGUGCGAGAUGUCGGCAUAACAGAACGUCAAAUAAUCAAUCAGCCAGUUAGUCAGUCAGUCAGUGAGCCAGCAAGACCGUGUGUAAAGUCUGUGUGACAGUGAGUUGGUGUGUCAGUUGCCGCAGAAAAGCCAGUUAAGCAGCAGAGCAGCCUGCGUGGCCGAGUCCAAUUAUUGUACCUGUGUAUGAGACGUGCCCCGAUUUGUGAUUUUAUUUCGACAGUGACAAAGUUUUGCUUCACACCCGUAUACUGCGUGUAUUAAGCGAACAGUAAAAAGAAAAAAUAAACAACAACAACCAAAACAAAUAAUAGCAAUCAGCAAGCAAAAUUACAUAGUAAAAAGCAAUACGGAAAUAAGUUUAAAGAAAACUAACCGAAAGUUUCAAAUAUUUAACAAAUAAAUUGAAAUUGAACUAAAAGUUCUUUUAGCGAACUACAUUCGUAAGUAAAACCGCAGCGAACAACAACAAUAGAUUUGUUUUUAUUCCUCAUCAACAAUUUUUUGUAAAUCUCGUUGUUGUUGUGAAUAAAUCGAUAAUUGUAUAAUAUCAAAAACACAAAACAAAACAAAAAAAAAAAAACAAGAAAAAUGUCACCACUAAUGGAACGAACACUGCUGCUCUUGGGCAUCCUUUGCUGUUUACAGGCAACCACUGCGCUGAUGUGUUACGAUUGUAAUAGCGCCUACGAUCCCAAUUGCGGUGAUCCAUUCGAACCCUAUACUUUGGGUAAGGUGAAUUGCACUCAGCAGGAGGUUAAGGAACAUCUUAAGGAUAAAUACACCAAACCAUUGCUCUGCCGUAAGACAACACAAAAGGUUUAUGGCAAGGUGCGCGUGGUGCGCGGCUGCGGUUAUAUACCCGAUAAGAGCGAUGAUGGGCUGUGCAUGAAACGCUCCGGCACACAUGACGUGCAGGCAAUUUAUUGUGCGUGCACAUCUGAGCUGUGCAAUCAUGCUGCCUCCACAUUGUAUCAGAGCAACAAUCAUCCCAUACUAUCGGCAUUGCCCUAUACAUUAGCAGCGUUCUUUGUUUGGUUUGCCACAUUUUCGAGUCAUUUCAAUAUCAAUGCUUUUGGUGCUGUGCAAAAUUCAUAAAUACGAGAUAUACAAAAGCCUACACGCAUAUAUAGUAGAAAUUAAUAAGCAUAUACAUACAAGCAUACAUGCAGACAUAUGUUAGAUGUGUAUAUGUGUAUUGAGGAAAUGAAGUCGCGUUGUUUUCAUUUUAUCACUUUGAGUUUGGAAAGUCAUCACAGAGUCAUAUACACACACCCCAACACACACACACACACACCCAUACACACAUGCAUUGCAUAACUAAAGCGAAAUAGAGCAAAGAAAACGCAAGUAAAACAGCAGUUAAUUAGGAAUAAAGUAAGAAAAGGAAAGCGAAAACGAAAACAAAACCAACAAUUACGGUUACAAAGAAAAUGCAAUAAAAGCUGUGGGGUGUUAAAGGAGUUUAAAGGAGAACAACGCAGCCCAGCUCUAAAAGCAUGUGUUGCAUAAGCAGUAAAAUGAAAUCAGCACAUUUGAAAUUACAUAACCACAUACCAGCUAAAAUAAAGAAAUAAACUAAAUUAAUAGCAAUUAUUACGACAAACAGCGAUUUGUUCAACUAAAAGCGAAAGCAAGCAUCAUUACCGUAUAUGUUGCCCCUAAAAGUAUGCUAAUAAAUAUAUUUUCGUUCGGAGACCAUGCAAGUGACAAAGUCAAAAAGAAUUGUUGUUAAAAACAGGUUAUGUUACAAUUAAGGCAUACCACUUGCGCAAAUGUGCGGGCCAGCGCUGCUGCGUAUGUAUGUGGCUGUUAUUAAACAAUACGCAUACAUAUAUAUGUAUAUACAUAAUUAACUUACUUAUUCAAUAUGACAUUUAAGUUAUUAGGAAGAUAACAAAACAAAAAAAAUAAAUAGAAAUAAAAAAAAAAAAAUCAAAUACAAGGAAAACAAAAACAACUGCCGUCACAUGUCUUGCGAAGAAAUAUUCGAAAUUUUUAAUAAUAGUUUCACAGUGUAUAUAUGUAUGUAUGUAUACUAUAGUUCUAAAUGUAACCAACACAUGCUGACACUUACGACAUACGCCAUACAUAUCUACGUAUGAAAGUGUUAUGUAGUAGUUGUUUUGUAAAAAAAAAAUAAUUAAAUUAGAAAAAGUAUCAAUUUUUUUUUUAAUUCUUCACAUAAAAUUGUGUUUGCAAUGUUACUGCAGCAAGCCAGUAUUUGUGCUUAAAGGGUUGUAUCCACUUGCAAGUCAGAAAAAAGCGUUUUUUCGUGAAUUUUGUUUCAAGAGUGAUUUAAUUUAAAAAAUAAAUAAAAAUAAUGCAAGUUCACAAAAUUUAAUGUACUUUAAUAAUUGGUGACUCAUUUGGCAAAAUUUUGUGUAACCCUUGCUAUCGUAGCAGAUCACUACGAGUGCCACCGAAAAAAGGUGUCUGGCGAUGAGGUAGCUUAUGCUGCUUAAAAUUAACUCAAAUUCAAAAAGCAAAAACAAUUGUUAUUAAAAUAGGCAGUAAUCACAAAUUUCAUUUUUGACAUAAUAACGACUACGCCUAAAAAAUUUUCGAUAAAUCUUAGUGCUGAUAAAUAUAUAUAAGUACGUGGUGUGAAAAUUUCUAAUCGAUCGCUCCCUUUAGUCGUUUCGAAAAAUUUUUUCUCACCGUAAUUCGUAGAAAUACGCUCAUAUCUUCGAAACUAUUUGCGAAAUCAAAUUUUAGUUUGCGAAGCAUAUUGUCAGAAAUGCGUACAUUCGUUAUAUAUGCAAAAGAAAAUGUAUUAUUUUUUAAUUCACAAGUGGUUAUGACCCCUUAACGCCUGCUGGUUGUAAAGUGUUGAAAAAGUGUAUGCAAAUUUCUUAACUACUUUAUAAAUAGUGUGUGUUAUAAAAUACAGUAUUUUCUAUACAACGCCACCACGUUGGAAACACUAAGCUGCCAACCACUGUUGUAUAGUCUUACCUUUGAAAUAUUACUUUAACAGUUGCAAGCAAAAAAGAAAUGCUAAAAAUAACUACAUACAAAAUGAAACAUAAUAAAAAAUGCAUUUUAAAUGUUCAUAGGUAACACUUAACGCAACACUAGUCUCGCUCUCAGAUGCUACAUAAACUAACAUUUGUUUUAGCAACAAAAAAAAAAGUUGCUUUCGAAGUUGGCUCUGCUGCAUUAUUGCAAAAAUAAUAACUUAGUUUUUAGCUACAACUUCCAUUAUUUGCAUAUGUAACAGUUAAAUGCUGUUAUAUUUUGACAAAAACACACAAAGUAGGCGCCUAUACAUACAGCUGUAUGUAUGUCGCAUUCAAAAGGCGGUCCUUAAGGGUAAGGAUGAGAUAUAAGCAAAACACAGCGUAAACAAUUUGUAAAUUUAGCAAAUGUAAUAAAUAAAUUACAAUACUUAAAAGCAAAUAAGAACUUAUUGUUUUAAAGCAACUAAAUACAUUGUAAAUCAUAAAAUACUAGUAUUCAACGCAAAUACAACGCAUACAACAACAAAUUAUGAAAAUGCAAUUAAUUUAAAUACAUAAAAAUGCGCGCAAUAUUGCAAAAGAACAUAUACACGCAUACAAGCAUACAUACUUACAUAUGUGAAGCAAGUGAAAUAAAAUCGCCUAUCAAAUUAUAUAAAACUAAACAAAAAUUUAAUAUCAUGACUACAUAAAUUUACAUAUAAACACGCAAAAUACGAACAUACACAUACUCAAUAUAUAUAUUAUAUGCAUGAAACCGCAAAUUUUGUCCACAAAAAAAAUUAAAAUAUUAACAAUAAAAUGUAACAGUCAUUAAGCCAUUAAAAAUAUAUAUAAUUUAGUACACAUGCGCCACACUGGAUAAGAAAAGUAAUCACGAACCUUUAAUAAAUUCCAUAAAAAAAAACUUAAUAAUACAUAUGUAUAUGUAUGUAUAUAAUGCGAAAAAGCUUAAUAAAAAAAUAUAGACGAAGGAGUGUGAAGAUAAAGCUGCGCAUAAUAUUAGUCUUUGUAAUGACACUCAUCGAAAAACAACAACACGAACACACUUAAUAACACUAUACAGUAAAGAACAAAACAAAAAGAAAAUAAUUACAAAGCAUAAUUAAAAAAUAAUAAUAAAUAAAAAUUCAAAACAUAUUUAUUUUUUUUUUCAAAAAUUUAAAAUGUUUCUUAAAAACAUAUAUUAAAUUAAAGCAAAGUACAAUUUUAAUUAUUUGUGCAUUUAACUGAGGUUAAAUUCGAUAUGUAUGAAAAUCACAUAAAAAACAUAUGUUGCGUUACAGUGUCUGGUUGUUGCCCAAAACAAAAUUUAAACCAAAUAUUUUUAACAAUAAAUUUAAAUUAAAUUUUAUUAACAGAAUUAUAUAACUCCAGAGUUGCAAAUAAUGCAUUAAAAAAUAAUAAUUAUAAAAUGUUAAACACAAAUUUUAAUUAAAAAUAAUUUUUUUUUUUUGGAAUUUGGAAUCGCAAUUGUAACAUCUUCAAUACUCCAGAGCAGUGUUCGGCAAACCUACACAUUCAAAUGGUUUAUAUUUAUCAAUUUUUAAUUCUGAUUAUUGGAAUAAAAAUAAAAUUUUUAAUUUUCAAUUCUAAUUUUUAAAUUUUUUGGGAUGGAAAAUCUCAAAUUAUAAACUAAAAAAAUAUAAUAUAUAAACGACAGUAAAUUGUUACAAGAAGCAGCGAAAUUUUGCAUACAGAGAAUAUGCAAUGUUAAUAACAUGUUUGCGCCACAAAGUUGCAGCAGAGAAUGUUAAUGAGUCAGUGCUGUUCUAACAGAGAAGUUAAAGAAUAUUAAUUUCGAUUUUGUAUUAAACACCUAAAACAUUUAAAUUUACAAAUUUUUAAAUUAAAAAAACCAAAAUCGAAAUUUUAAAUUGAAAAUGUAAUUUUUAAUUCAAAAUUUGCAAGUCUGCAUAACACAUACAUACAUACUUAUGCAUACUCACAUUGGUGAUAUUUUAUUAUAUAUUAUAGUAUUGUACAUGAUUUAUGUUAUAGUCUAUUAUGUAUACUUUUAAUUUUAAAAUUAAAAAAAUGUUAUUAAAAAAAAAUUAUUUAAAAAAAUUUAAAAAAAAUUACAUAUCAUCAUUUCCUUGCAGUAUUUUUAUUGUAAAUUAGUUUAUGGUACACAUAUAUUUAUAUUAAAGUUUAUUUUCUUGAAAACUUUGCUUUUUCCACAAAACUGACUGUGUUAUUGCGUAUGUUAAUAUUCCGUCGAUUGAUGCUAUUUUGUAAGAAGUGUAAAUAUUUCAUACAUUUCUAAACUACUUUAAGAUAUUCAGUGAUUUCAGUCAACAGUUGUGUGAUAUAAUCAUUUACCAAUUAUAUAGUCUAGAUAUUAAUCUACUACCACUCAAACAAAAUUUUCAAUUAUUAUAAUAUACUCAAUUCCAUAAGCAAUAUAACGGUACUACAAUGAUCAUAUCUACUACUUAGUGAAAUUAGCGCACGAUACUUAAUAGAAAGUAACUGUAAAUGGCUAUUAUAGGAAGUCUCGAUUGAAUAAUUUUUAAUAAAUUUCGUUUUCAGCAGUCGUUAAAUGCUGUUAUAUUUCUAUUACUCGAAGGAAAGAACAAGACUUUCACUUGUUAUACGAAAUGCGGCAUUAUGCUGCAGCUGUUGUUACACUUAAGGGGUUAUAGCCACUUGCUAGUGAAAAACACACGUUUGUUUGUGAAUUUUUCAUAGCUCCGUAACUAUUUGCUAACUUCACAUUUUCGAAGAAUAUUUGCAAAUAUAUGCAAAAAAAAUUAUUUUUAUGAAAAUAAAAAGUAGCUAUAACCUCUUAGCCUAACUAAUUGUUACGUAAAUUUCCGACGAGAUACAGAUUUAUUUAAAUUUUACUAACUAAAAUUCGGUCUCGAUCACGAAAAGAAAAGAAAUCGAAAAUUCAAGCGCUGUUUUGUAUACAAAAAUAAUAUGAAUUACCCAGCCUACUUGUCUGCGGCAGUUGGGACUUCCGCAUAUUAAUGGGCCUAUGAUAUAUUUUAAUAUAUUUUGUUCAGUUUUUUCAUUUCAAUACAGUUACUCGUUUGUUACCACAAGUGGUAUGCUGUUCUCGUUAUAAUAAACGAUAGUUUUAACUUAACUUUGUAACUAUAAAAAAUGCGUGUAGCGUAUUAAAAAUCAUUUAAAUUACUAGUUAAUUAUUAUAAUGAAAAUAUUAACACAUAGUAUAGCGCUUAUGUCGAAAACACUUAUCAACGGAAGUAUUUUUACCAAAAAUUUAAGCUACUCAACACGCCUUUACACAUAACAACACCAUUCACGCGCAUAUUAAACACACCCUACUGUAUUAAAAAGAAAAAAAAAAAACAGUUAGAACAAUGUCAGUCAUUCAUAAAGCAGCAACAAAUCUAUUAUUAACAAAUAAUUAAUAAAUUAUACUUAAAUAAUAUGAUAAAUAAAUACAAAAAAAAAUUUAAUGAAAAGGCGAGCAAUGUUGCGCAAACUUUGAAAUCGACGAAGGUUGAAGGUGAAUGAAUUCUGCAAACCAACAACAAUGUUACACCCGAUUUAUGACCACUAUAGAAAAUGUGUUGAAUUCAAUUACGCUAAGUACAUGUGUUUAUCACUUUAUACAUACAUAUAUGCGUGCAAGCUAAUUAUGUAUAUACAUACAUACACAUUUGUGGCUAUACACAAAGCAAGAAAAAAAGUAACAGAAACAAAAAAUUAAAAUGAAAAAAUAAAAAAAUAUUUUUAAUUUAAUAAUUAGUUAUUUACUAAAAAUACUUAAUAAACCAAAGAGGAAAUUGAAAUUAAAGUAAGCACACACACACACACAAAAUGAAAAGCAACAACAAAUAAUAAACACAUUGAAAUUGAGAAAAACACAAUACGAAAAGAUUAAUAUAUUUAAUAAACUUGAAAUUUAUGUAGAUAUAUUAACUAAUUUUAAAAAUUAAAAAUAAAUUUAAAUCAUUAAACGAAAUGAUAAUAACAAAAAAAGAAAAAUUCUUCAAGAAACAACAAACACUAGCCGACAAAAACAGAAAAACCAAAAAUUACAAUAAACAAACGAAAACUAAGCAAACAAGUAAAAUAAUUAUAUAAAUAAGUAAUGAAAAUAAAAGCAAAAAGCAAAAAGUUAUUAAGCCUAAAGUAUAAUUAUUUCAAUAUGAAAUAGUAAAACAAAUCAUUAACUAAUUAUGUAGACGAGUGCAGCAGGCAAGUAAAACUCAGCAGUGAUGCUAAAAAAAUAAUAAAGCAAGUAUGCAAAACAAAAUGUUUAGAAAAGCGUAAGCAGCAACUAUUGAAAAGUACGAUAAAAACAAAUAUAUAAUUCUUCACUACAUUUAGAUAAAAUAUUAUAAAUUGAUUUAUUAACGAAAGUGAGUUGAUUGCGUUAGUAAAUGCAAGCGAAUUAUACUGAAUUAAAAACUAUUGCAAAAAAAAUUGACACAGCUGUUGAGCGCAAUGCCAACAGCAUAAUGAUGAUCUAAAUAUUACAAAAACAAUGUAUACACGUUCUUUAAGUUGACACCCAUUACUAGGCAUUACUAGGCAAUCAUACAUAUGUAUAAUGUAUUAUGCCAUACAAAAAAUACAGCACCCACAUAGCAACAGAAAGUAUAUGCAUUAAUAAUAUUAUAUAAAAUUUAAAAUUAUAAACUAAAAUAAUAAAAUAAAAUAUAUAAACAACAGUAAACUUUUACAAGAAACAGCGCAACGGUCUUGCAUUAACAAAGCCAGCUGUAACAACGCGAACAAAGCAGCGAAAUUUUACAUACUGUAUAUAUACAAUGUUAAUAACAUGUUUACAGCAACAUUGAGCUACGCCACAAAGUUGCAGCAGAGCAUAUUAAGGCAUAAGAUUAAUGAAUAACAUUAACAUUCUCUAUAUUACUCCACAAAGCAGCAGCAGAGAAUGUUAAUAAAACAUAGCUGCCAUCCGUUGGCAGUUGAUAAGCUGUUAAUGUAUAUUGUAUUGCAAUGUAUUCGCUGUUUAAAGCAUGCAAAAGGUAAACAGCAAUCCGUUAAGCAUUUACAUAACUGUCGUGCACUGCUCGUCGUGCGCUUUAUUCUUUCGUGGUGCAUGUUAAUCGUACGUGUUGGUUUAUUGAGAAGUAAUAUGUUUUUAUUUUAUUUCUAUUUGAAAUUUUCGCUGCGCCAAUGUUGCUGUUGUCGAAGCGUGUAUAUCAAAUGCACUGGUUUUUAUUGACAACAAAGCGUGCAAAUUUUAAUUUUUUAAAUAUUAUGGCAUUAUGCUGAGUUAUGGCAUUAUAUUUGUUGUAGUUCUCGAGCUGAAGUUUUGACAGUCGAAAAUAAAGCGCAAUGAAAUUUCUUUACUGCCAGAAUUAAUUCUCAAAGUUUGGCAUUGUUAAGCACUGUAAACUGGUUUAACCGCUUAAAAACUGUGCAAAUUUAUUUAAAAUUUAGCUGGCAAAUGUAGUUUAAAAGUUUAUACAAAUAUCUUCAAUUAAAAUUAAAAUUUGUGUUCUACAAAUUUACUUUGUGUGCAAUAAGCUUAUGCUUCUCGCGAAGAAUUGAAUUUAAUUAUCUGUGCCAUGUUUUUUUUUUUUACAAAUUUUGUACUUAUGAAACCUGGUAAUGUUGAUCGAAAUGGAGUAAAAUUGAGCAUGUAGCAGCGAGCAGCAUAACAGCGGCUGUGUCUAAUAAAAAAGCAAGCAACAGAGGCUGCCAAAACCAAACUGUUGAAAUAAAAUAAUAAUAAUAAUAAUAAUAUGCAUAAAUUCUAAAUGAUCGUAUGUGUUUUUAACCACUUAUAUAAAAGUAUUUAAAACUGUUUUUGGUGUCCUUUAGUUUUUGCAACAAAUUACACUUGCAUACAUUUAUAAUUUCCACUAAUAUUUGUAUAUGAAUACAACGACUUUCCCUCGAAUUAACAGCAAGCUUACUGUACACCUGUUAACUCAAUAUAUUUAAUAUGUGUUUGUCUUCAUUUCAACCAGUAUUAUUUAUGUUGCUAAUAUAAUAGAAACAUGAACAUGUGACGAAGGCAUUAUUGUUUAUCUCCAUGAAAUUAUUAAUAAUGCAAAAUCGAAAAGAACUUUUGAAGCAACUAUUAUUGUCAUGUGGAAAACAGUAGUUGAAAUUAACUCAAUAAAGAAUAAAGGAGAAAAUCAUGUUGUUGAUAAGUUUAUCAAUAUUUUGUUAAUGAAUUCUGAAGAAAUUGUUAUUUUCUAGUAAAUAAGUCUGUAAAGCUCCGCUUGUAGAAGAAAUCAAUAAAUAAAUUAAAUAAAAAAAACCAAAAAUA